AAGUCCAUCAUGCGAUCUCCUGGGAUUCUUUUGCUUGGCCUGGUCUUCGCGCCCUGCGGUUGGAUCUUGGACCUGACCAGCACGGUGGCGCCCAACUGGCGCACCAUCCACAACAUCAGCGGGGAGCCUCCGGACCUUGUGCUUCACCAGGGGAUCUGGGACAUCUGCAGGUCCUUCACGGAGUCUCGGGACGUGCUGUGCAACCACGAGGACAGCGAGUACUUCAACAACCAGAUCAUUGAGAUUGCCCGGAGGAUGAUGGUGGCGAGUCUGAUCGUGACCCUCAUCGGCCUAGGCGUGGCCACCAUCGGGACCCACUGCUGGACGGACAAGCCGAGAUGGUCGGUGGCGGGACUGGGCGGCCUCUUCAUCUUCAGCUCCGGCGUGCUGACCAUCAUCCCCGUGGCGUGGUACCACCACAUCCUGCCCUACAUCAACUCACCGUCGAGUGACAUUCGCCUGGGAUACUGCAUUGUGCUGGGCUACACGGGCGGCAUCACGGAGCUGUUGGGCGGGAUCGUGAUGUUCGGCGGGGUUUGCCGGUGCCGCUAUGGGAUGAAGCGAGCGGGGGGAGAGGAGCUUGGCCUCGGACGGACCCGCCUGCACCCGCACCCACGACGUAAGAACGACGAACCGUGCGAGAGCCCGAAGAGGAGCCGCGCGAGCAGUGUGCCAUACUCAAUAGAUUCAGUGCUGGAGGACAGCAACUUCCGGCGUGGGAAGCUACCCAUCAGUGCCUCAAAUACACUGUAAAAUUCAUAAAUGACCAGCUGUUGUAAUGUUUGUCCUUAUUGUAGUCAGGAGACACGAGGUCACUGUAUAUAGCAGAAGCCUAUAGGUUGGGCUGUUCUAUAAUGGAAUGCUGGACCCAUUACAAACCCUGCUAGAACAACCAAAGCCAGCAUCUGUAACGCUCUGGUGAUGUGAUAUGAAAUAAGCGCUUGUAAAACUAACCGAGUGGGACAUUAGUGUUGAAAGGGGACGAGGGAUCACAGUUUGAAGCCGUGGUCAAAUAAGCAGGAUCCCCCUAAUUAAUAAGUGCACCUGUCUCACACGUCCUGGCUCAGUAAAGUCACGUGAACAGCGGGCCACCGGUGCCAAUGCGCGACAAGCCAGUGAACGGAGCUCAGCCUGUUACACAGUCAUGCGUGUAACCUAUAGCCUUUAACCCCACAGCUGACCCAACCUGAUCAGACACACCUUCUGCUGAGUUUUUGUUUUUUAAAGACUGUAGAUGUGCGUGUCUCACACGCUGAUGCGGCCGUUAGCGGCGAUGAAAGAAAGAAAGAAAGAACACCUGCUCCAUUUAAACCGCGCGAUACGUCUCUAGCCUGUGUAGAAACUCAUAAAUAUGUUCUUUUUUCGUUCUUGCACUUCUUCAUGAACAGUGGUCCACUAGUGGAAAAGUCUCUAUUUCGCGCUUUUUUCUAAUGUAAUGCAAUGCGUUAUAUUUCCUAUAGAAUCCUUGAAAUAUUUGCCUGAGUUUUAGUAUUUUUCAGUAUGUGGUCUGUCCCCGCGUUGCUGUAAUGACCGCGUGCGCUCGAGUUGGCACGGACUUCACAAGUUUGUGCAAAAGCCUCAACAACGUCAUACAUUGAAGUACA
This is a messenger RNA of Pygocentrus nattereri (red-bellied piranha), 1604 nucleotides long. Its product is annotated as claudin-23-like. The transcript has a single exon. Gene Ontology annotation, cellular component: bicellular tight junction; plasma membrane. Gene Ontology annotation, molecular function: structural molecule activity. Bases 10 to 753 code for a protein of 247 amino acids. Gene Ontology annotation, biological process: bicellular tight junction assembly; cell adhesion. The record is from RefSeq and is a predicted model, not a curated record. NCBI's taxonomy places the organism in Eukaryota, Metazoa, Chordata, Actinopteri, Characiformes, Serrasalmidae.